GUGCAGGGACAACAAUUUGGAGUAGAGAACCGUUAUCUCAUAUCUAUGCAUAGUAGUGAACCUUUAUCUAUGUGUGUGCUGAACCUUUAUCUAUGUGGUGUAAUGAACCUUUAUAUAUGUGUGUUCGAUCUUGAAGUAAUAUCUGUGUGUGUAAUGAACCUUUAUCUAUGUGUGUGAGGUCUUGAAAUAUUAUAUACGUGUCUUGAAAUAUUUGAACUUAUCUAUGAGCUGUGAUGUCUAGUCUUAUGCAACGUCCUUAUAGUUUGUUAAAUGUGUUGAAGCAGGAAGAUGAUGAUGGCAUCAUGUAUGAGGAAGAAGAAGCCGAUGGAGGCAGCUCAAGUGAGGAUGAAGUUAUAUCCAGGUGUCGCAACAAUUUGGUGCAACAACAAAAAAUGAUUGUGCAGUUGGUUCCUAUCUUGGGUAUGUACUCUGAUAACUACUUCCUGAAACUACCUAAGAGGGUCGCUGGGGAUUCUGGUUUGGAAUGGGUGCAAGAGACACUAGCAAGAGAUACCCAAUGUUACAACAUGUUUAGGGUUGAGAGGCCUUUAUUUUAUAGACUGCAUAAUACUUUGGUCCGUAGAUAUGGGUUGAAAUCCACUAAAAAAUUGACAUCUGUAGAGGCUCUUGCUAUGUUUUUAUGGAUUGUUGGAGGCUCACAGGCAGUUAGACAGGCUGACAACCGUUUUAGGAGGUCUCUGGAGACAGUAAGUAGGACAUUUAGUAGAGUUUUGACAUGUCUCCUGAAGUUAGCACAUGACAACAUUGCACCCAAGGACCCAACAUUUGCAGAGAUGCACCCAAAUUUAGAGAAUCCAGCAUUUUGGCCAAACUUCAACGAUUGCAUAGGAGCUAUCGAUGGGACACAUAUCAAGGUUGUGGUUGAUAAGAGUAAGAGGAUUCCAUAUUUGAACAGGCACAAUGAGACCAGUCAAAAUGUGCUUGCUGUUUGUGAUUUUGACAUGAGAUUUACCUUUGUGUUGUCGGGAUGGCCUGGUUCAGCACAUGACAUGAGAGUUUUCAAAGAUGCCAUAACUACUCAUCACCACAAAUUUCCACAUCCACCACCAGGCAAGUAUUAUGUGGUUGAUGCGGGUUACCCAAAUCGUCCGGGAUACCUUUCACCAUACCGGUGUACAAGGUACCAUGUCGAGCAAUGGCAUAACGGCCCACCGCCCCAAGGUAUGAAAGAAGUCUUCAACCAUGCACAUGCCAAAGUUAGAAAUGUGAUAGAAAGAAGUUUUGGAGUGUUGAAGAUGAAGUUUAGGAUUUUGUUGAACAUGCAAAGAUUUCCAGAGGACAAGCAAACUAGAAUUAUUGUUGCAUGUAUGGCUCUUCACAAUUUUAUUCGAGAGAGUAGAAUUGCGGAUCGAGAAUUCGAAGCAUGUGAUGCCGAUGAAAAUUAUAACCCAAUGCCUAGUUCUGCAGCAUCAACAUGGCCAGAAGACGAACCUCUUGUUGAAGAUGUCAACAUGAAUGCCUUCCGUGAUGACUUAGCUCAUGCUUUGUUUCAUGAAGUGUAAUUGUUUUUAAUAUUGAUUAAGGACUUGUUGUGAUUUGGAUGUUUGAUUUGUGAAAAAAAAAUUAUUUGUGUUAUUUGUGUGUGGGAGAAGCCACACAAGAGUUUGCCACACUAAAUCCGGAUAAGGAAAGGUUUAAAUGAGACAAAUAAUUAUAAAAUAUCAUUUAUUGUAAACUAGCCUUUGGAUCCAAACACGUAGAGGGCUAGAGCUAGUUUGGGCUAGAGUUAGAGCUAGAAACUAGCUCUAGCUCUAGCCGGGUUUGAAGGAUCCAAACAGGGCCAAAGAAAAAAAGAACGAAAUUCUUCAGGCCCCUCCUCUCUUCGGGAGACAUCACAUGACCUAGCUAGUAACCGGUC
This is a messenger RNA of Zea mays, 1879 nucleotides long. RefSeq names its product protein ALP1-like. NCBI's taxonomy places the organism in Eukaryota, Viridiplantae, Streptophyta, Magnoliopsida, Poales, Poaceae. The transcript is spliced from 2 exons. The record is from RefSeq and is a predicted model, not a curated record. The coding region runs from base 234 to 1523 and encodes 429 amino acids.